GAUGCGUUGGCUGCAUAAAAACCAAAAACGAAAACAAAAACAAGAAUUAGGCUAAUAAGCAAUGGCCGCCUCGUCCUCUGCAUAUCUAUCUCUGGUGCGGUGCCCCUCUCCAUCUCUUGCAUUGCCCAUCAAGGGGCAGGGGCAGGAGAAAAGGGUCAAAUACAUGAGGAUGGAGGCGUCCAGGAGGGAGGUAGGCAUCAUAACAGUAACGGUUGGAGCAUGUGCGGCGGUGUUGUUGCCCCUGCCCCUGCCCCAAUCUCUUCACAAGGUGGGUGAGGGUGAGGGUGUGGCUGUGGCUGCAGAGGAGGCGGCGGAGUAUGAGAGGGAGACGCGGCAGGUGAUUUCACAGGUGAGGGGCACAAUCGAGAUGGAGAAGGGCGACCCCAACACCAGCACUGCUGUGGCUGCCCUUCGUGAGGCCUCCAACAACUGGGUGGCCAAAUACAGAAGGGACAAGCAAUUGGCCGGUAAGCCCUCUUUCAGCAAUAUGUACUCCGUCUUGAAUGCCAUCUCCGGCCACUACAUUAGCUUCGGACCCACUGCCCCCAUCCCUUCCAAACGCAAAGCUAGGAUUCUUGAAGAAGUUGACACCGCCGAGAAAGCCCUCAGCAAAGGCAGAUAAACUCCCUCUAUCCCUCACACAACUCUAGCAGAUAAACUCCCUCUAUCCCUCACACAACUCUAUUAGGUAUAGUUUAAAUUUGUUUUGCUUUCUCAUACAAAGUCUUUUUUCUCGCUUGUAACCUCUCAGCUUUUAGACAAAAAUAUGAUCAAUACUUUUUGAAACAUUUCUGAUUAA
Messenger RNA from Cryptomeria japonica (Japanese cedar), 799 nucleotides. RefSeq names its product photosystem II repair protein PSB27-H1, chloroplastic. Lineage: Eukaryota; Viridiplantae; Streptophyta; Pinopsida; Cupressales; Cupressaceae. Gene Ontology annotation, biological process: photosystem II assembly; photosystem II repair. Bases 62 to 622 code for a protein of 186 amino acids. The transcript has a single exon. The record is from RefSeq and is a predicted model, not a curated record. Gene Ontology annotation, cellular component: chloroplast thylakoid lumen; photosystem II.